UCAACCAUGACUGCUCAACUUAUUGCGGAGAUUGACACCCUUAAUGAUCAAGACAAGUUUCAAGAGGUAUACGAUAAGCUGAGGAAGCCCGAUGGUAAUUACAGCGACAUGUCCCUGGAUCUUAUGUGGCGGUUAGCCCGAUUUUUAGUUUUGAAUAAGGGACCGAAGGAUAAAAAGGCCAAGGAAGAGUGGAUUGAGGAAGGUCUUAAAGUAAUGAAAACAGCUGUGGAGAGAUUUCCGAGAGAAUGCCUUAGUAAUACCUGGUAUGGCAUAAUGCUAAAUGUCAAAUCGCAAGAUGAAGGCAUCAAGAACAAAAUUAAGCUUGGACAUGAGGCUGAUCCGAACGACUUCAUGGCUCUCCACUGUCUAGGGUCAUGGUGCUUUGAAGUGGCAUCUUUGGGCAAAGUUGAGAGAGCCUUUGCAACAACCUUCUUUGGGAAGCCACCAGAAUCCACCUUUGAGGAAGCCCUAAAGUUCUAUUUGGAGGCUGAUAAGAUUCGUCCCGAUCGUCCGUAUACGGUGUGCCGAAUCGCCCAGUGCUAUGAGCGACUAAAAGACAAAGAGAAAGCCAAAGAAUGGGCACAAAAGGCUAUUAAACUUCACGCGCAAGACCCGGAAGUUGAAGAGGUGAGUGUUGCCCUUUCAUUAUAA
Hydatigera taeniaeformis is the source of this 651-nucleotide messenger RNA. The record is from the annotation of a GenBank genome assembly. Lineage: Eukaryota; Metazoa; Platyhelminthes; Cestoda; Cyclophyllidea; Taeniidae.